Ichthyophthirius multifiliis is the source of this 1230-nucleotide messenger RNA. RefSeq lists its product as hypothetical. The transcript has a single exon. The record is from RefSeq and is a predicted model, not a curated record. The annotation marks the transcript as partial. Lineage: Eukaryota; Ciliophora; Oligohymenophorea; Hymenostomatida.
ACUAAAAAAAAAAAAUAUUACAAAAAAAAAUAUGAAAACAUAAUUUAUAAUUCUUUCAUUAUUAAUAGUAUCUUCUAUUGCUUUAACCAAUAAGAAGCCAUUAUAAGCCCACAAAAAUAUUGAAGCUUUAAAAAAAGAUAAAUCAUGGUCUAAGAUUAUAUUGACAUUGGCUGAACUCCAUAUGAUGUCUGAAGAUAAUGCUGUUAACGAUUUAUUAGAAGCUGUUGUUUAAUUAGUUGAAGACUUAUAAGAAAAAUAAGAAAGAUAAGAUAAUUAUUUCUAAGAAAAAACUUCUUAAUAUCGCGCCGAUGUCGGUAAAUUAUAAGGAGAAAUUGAUUCUGCUAUAACUGAUGUAUCAAUUGCUACAGAAGAUCUUUAGAACAACUUAUAUCCUCGUAGAAAGAACUUAUAAGACGAUAUUGUAAGUGGUGAAUAACACUUAGCUGAAAACAAAGCUAGAUUAGAAAAAAUAAAGAAUCUCAGAGAAUAAGAAAGGGCUGCUUAUCUUGAAAGAUAAGAAGAACAUGAAUCUGCUUUAUCAGCAUUAGAUGAAGCAUUAAACUUAUUAGAAUAAUUAGCUGGUAGUUCUUUCGUUUAAGUUAAAUUUGCCAAAACAAACCUUUAAAAAAUCUAAAACAAACUCGGAAAACACCUCCACGAAACUCUUGCAAAAGCUCUCGUUUAAUUAGCAACAAGCGAAUUUGCUGAUGCUAGAUUAGUUAGAGAUGUAAUUGAAAAAUUGAGUCAAAUUUAAUAAAACAUUAAAAAAUCUUAAGCCGAUGAAAAAUAAUAAGAAUAAUUAUAAUAAAAAUAAUACGAUGAAGAAGUUUAAAGAUUAGAAUAAAAUAAUCUUGAUACUUUAACUGUUCUUAAUUCUGAUAAAUUAAGUCUUGAUGCUACUAAUUAUUCAAUUGAUGAGUAAGAAAAAUUCAAAGCAUAAAGAGAAAGUGAUUUAGCUGGAUCAUAAGCCGAUUUAUAACAUACUAAUGAAAAUUAUGAAUAAUUAUUAAAAGCUAAUGAAGAAUUAUCAGCAUAAUUAGCCUCUGAACUUAGUGCUGCUUCUGAAGCUUUAGAAAUAUUAUAAAAUGGAGAAUUCACUGAAUAUAUUAGAUAGAGAUUAAGUUCUUUCUGAAAAUAUUUUUAUAAAUGAUUCAAAGAAAUUUAUAUUAAUAUUUAUGUUUUUUAUUGAUAAUACAUAUAUAUUUUUUUAGAAUUUUAUUUCUUUUAAUU